AUGAUCAACAUCGCACUCUCAGCUCAAGUUCAGCCCCUCAAGCGUCUGCAAGAGCUCCCUGCUUCGAAGAACAUUCGCAUCCAUCUACUCUUCUACGACUUCGGCAUGGACCGCGCAGGCCUGCAGAAGUACAAGAACAUUCUCGAGGAACUUGGUCCACUGCUGUACGAUAUGAAGGCGCAGAAUAAGGUUAUCAAAUCGACGAAGUGCGAAAAUCGUCAUAGGUGGGCCCAACUAACGCGAUAUGAGCCCCAGACAAAAGACAAUAUAAUGGAGGCGCGGGAUCUUCUGGGCUUCUAG
Didymosphaeria variabile is the source of this 300-nucleotide messenger RNA. RefSeq lists its product as uncharacterized. Bases 1 to 300 code for a protein of 99 amino acids. The transcript has 2 exons. The record is from RefSeq and is a predicted model, not a curated record. NCBI's taxonomy places the organism in Eukaryota, Fungi, Ascomycota, Dothideomycetes, Pleosporales, Didymosphaeriaceae.